GCCCAGCGGGGCGCGGGCGUGGCUCCGCGCGGAGCGCGCUGGGAGCUGUAGUUCCCUCGCGGGCGGUCCCGCGCACAGCCGCCAUGCCGGAGGGGACGGGAGCGCUCCGGGAGGUUCUGCCCAAGCAAGGGCAGCUGUCGGUGGAGGACGCGGCCACCAUGGUGCUGUGCAAGCCCAAGAUCCUGCCGCUCAAGUCGGUGUCGCUGGAGAAGCUGGAGAAGCUGCAGCGGGCGGCGCUGGAGGCCGCGCAGCCGCCCGAGGGGGCCCCGCCGCCGUCCGCGGGGGCCGCGCCGGGCCGGCCGUAGCCCCGGGCGGGGGGCGCAGAGCCAGGCCGCGCCUGGGGGGGCCGCUCCCGCGAUAGAGGUAGCGCUUUGUAACGGGGCCUGCGGAUUAAAGUCUGGCCUGGAACGCGGGAGGUGGUGCUGUGCUGGGGGAGGCCGCGCGUCGGGUGCUUUUCGUGCAGAAGUUCCGCUGGUCGGUUCCAAGGCGAGGUUUUAAACGCGGCUUUAGAGGUACCACAACCCCCCCGCAGGAGCGGCUCUGGGACGGCCCCGGCCUAGCGCGGGAGGAGCCGAGUUACACAACCUCACUGCUCUGAGCGGGGUUUACCAGACCCGCUGAAGCAGGGCAUCCCUUGUCCCCUGCAGCACAUCGUGUUCCCGGGCUUGGAACAGCUACUCCCAGAACUUUUGAACACCUCAGAUCUUGACAUGAAAAUUGAAAAAACACAGGAGAGGCUCCACUCUGUUCCGGUACACGAGUCUUCCUUAGAUCCAUCUUGUUGUUGAGCAAGGGCUUGGCAAAGCUGUGCUGUACAGACACGUUCACACCAUCUGUGCCAGCCUGGACGCUCCUACGCCAGGCACUGGUGUUUUCAAAAACAGAUCUGGUAAAUACUUACCAUGAGUUUAAUUACUCAGUGCUCUCAUGCUGAUUGCAAUACCAAAGGGUGGUGUUAGAUGUACUGCUGAAUU
Myiozetetes cayanensis is the source of this 974-nucleotide messenger RNA. RefSeq names its product BBSome interacting protein 1 (gene BBIP1). Gene Ontology annotation, biological process: receptor localization to non-motile cilium; cilium assembly. The coding region runs from base 84 to 305 and encodes 73 amino acids. The record is from RefSeq and is a predicted model, not a curated record. Gene Ontology annotation, cellular component: BBSome. Lineage: Eukaryota; Metazoa; Chordata; Aves; Passeriformes; Tyrannidae. The transcript is spliced from 2 exons.